Molecule: messenger RNA, 1192 nt
Organism: Rhinichthys klamathensis goyatoka
Lineage: Eukaryota; Metazoa; Chordata; Actinopteri; Cypriniformes; Leuciscidae
Gene: bcl7a
Product: BAF chromatin remodeling complex subunit BCL7A
Exons: 6
Coding region: 237-845 (202 amino acids)
Source: RefSeq, a predicted model, not a curated record
CUUAGCCAUCGUUUCGAUUUGAUCGACGUAUUCAGCAAUCUGUUGAAAUAUCGCUUUCUUUUCUCUGAUCGCUAACAAAGGAGCGAAACGCAUACCCGCAUUGACCGUGUCUCUCAUGCUUCGAGGGCAUUUGGCUUCAGCGCAGGCGCACAAACCCCGCCUCUCUCCUGUGCUGUGUGCAUUCGCAUUGUGUCUAAACAGGCAGCGAGCAAAAAGAUAUUUUACCAACAGCAGUAAUGUCGGGCAGGUCGGUUCGAGCGGAGACGCGGAGCAGGGCGAAAGAUGACAUCAAGCGGGUUAUGGCUGCAAUUGAAAAAGUGCGGAAAUGGGAGAAGAAAUGGGUGACUGUUGGUGACACGUCACUACGAAUCUACAAGUGGGUACCAGUGACAGAGCCCAAGUCAGAUGAUAAGAACAAAAACAAGAAGAAAGGCAAAGAUGACAAGUAUGGCUCUGAGGUCACGACCCCUGAGAACAGCUCCUCUCCUGGAAUGAUGGAUAUGCAUGACGAUAACAGUAACCAGAGCUCCAUUGCAGACUCCUCCCCAUUGAAGCAGGAGAACAGCACCAACACUAGUCCUGCACCUGAACCCAUGGCAGCUUCUCAGAGUGACAGCAAUGACUUGAAAAGUGACCUAUAUCCCUCCAAACAGCCUUCUUCUGGUCAGGAUCAUAAGAGUGAACAAAACCACUGCUCAUCAGAGUCUAGGACAGCCAAAAGGGACAGCAAGUCACAAGGAGAUUCGGAGCACUUUUUAGACUCUUCCAAAUCGGCCCAGGAAUUGGAAGAUGGGGCUCCCUCAAACAAAAAAGGAAAAAUCGAUUCUUCCUCUGAAGAAAGUUAACUAUCUUCUACCAGCUGUUAUGCAUUUGCGAUCCCAGUCUCUUAUCCCGAAACACAUCACAACAUAAAGGAGGUUUUUCUUCAGUUCUACACUUAUCCCUACUGCCAUCUAUUCACUUUAAACCAGAACCCUGUCUUUUGCUGUCAGUUUUAGUGUAAAGGGCAUGUCUGGAUCGUCUUUGUAUGAGUUAAGGCAAUGAAUCAAGCUGUGAGAUAGUGUACUGAUCCUAAAACAGUUCAUGCUGCCCUACAAUCACUACGUGCUGUUUCUUUUGCCAAGAUCAGUAUUGUCAAUUGAAAUGGCACUGGAACUGCCAUAGUUUUUCUAAAUUGGCAUUAUCAACUGCC